This is a messenger RNA of Beauveria bassiana ARSEF 2860, 699 nucleotides long. Its product is annotated as NAD dependent epimerase/dehydratase. The coding region runs from base 1 to 699 and encodes 232 amino acids. The transcript is spliced from 3 exons. The record is from RefSeq and is a predicted model, not a curated record. NCBI's taxonomy places the organism in Eukaryota, Fungi, Ascomycota, Sordariomycetes, Hypocreales, Cordycipitaceae.
AUGGAUGCGGCGUUUAUCCGUACGCGCGAUUGCCAGACCUGGCUGAAAUGGCUGAAAGCGAAAUACGACGGCGUUGGCCGAAUACCAGGCCGCGAGGAUUUUGAUGUCUUGCUGGGACACUGUCAGGCCGUGUGCGAUAUGCCAGCUGCGUACUUUGCGGAGGAGCUUAUCCAAGCGUACCCGGAUGUAAAAGUGAUCCUCACUAUUCGAGACGUGGACAAGUGGCAUCAAUCCGUUACCAGAACCCUUGAAGUCGUCGACAAUAGCAUCGUCUGGGCCGCCAUUGGCCUCUUUGCCCGGCUUCUCCGCAUGCCUAACCGAUGGAACUGGUCAAUGUUCCAGAAGCUCCACCAGGUACUCUAUGAUCAUGACUUUCCACGCAAUGGCAAAGCGAGCUUCGAAGCGCACUACGCGCGCGUGCGAGCCCUUGUGCCUGCAGAGAGGCUGCUCGAGUAUCACGUCAGCGAGGGGUGGGCGCCGCUGUGUGCCUUCCUGGGCCGACCAGUACCAGAGGACAACGAUACACCAUUCAUCAACAAGACGUCCGAGAUCAACGGUAAGCUUGCAAUUAUGCAUAUGGUGAAUUUGAAGUCUCAGGGCAAGAGAGUUCUCAACAUCUGUGUGUUUGCAGCUCUGACGUGGACGGUAGCCCGUACAUUGCUCCUUGUCAUGGAACGUCAUGACUUGAGCUUUCUAUGA